CCCCGCCCCAUGCAGGCCCCCCCCCCCCGGAGGCAGGAUGCAGAAGGACCCCAGCGUGUACCAGGAUGCAGCCACGGCAGUGGCGGGUGACAGGCUGGGUGCUGAGGGGACAGAGACGCAGCUGGAUGACUUUGUGGGUGCUCACCCCGACUACAACGAGGAGGAGGAGGAGCACAAGUUCUUCCGCCGCAAGCGCCUGGGGGUCAUCAAGAACGUGUUGGCCGCCAGCCUGGCCGGGACCCUCACCUAUGGGGUGUACCUGGGCCUGCUGCAGAUGCAGCUGAUCCUGCACUACGACGAGACGUACCGGGAGGUGAAGUACAGCAACAUCCAACUGGAGGACAUCGACCGCAAGGUGUUGAUGGGCAUCAACGUCACCCCCAUCGCGGCGCUGCUCUAUACCCCCGUCCUCAUCAGGUUCUUUGGCAUCAAGUGGGCCAUGUUCCUCGCCGUGGGUAUCUACGCCUUCUUCGUCUCCAGCAACUACUGGGAGCGCUACUACACGUUGGUGCCCUCCGCCGUGGCCAUCGGGGUGGCCAUCGUGCCCCUCUGGGCUUCCCUGGGCAACUACAUCACCAGGAUGGCCCAGAAGUACCACGAGCACGUCAACUACAAGGAGGAGCAGCGGGCGCCACGAGGGGCCAGUGAUGCCUACAUCAUCGUCUUCCAGACCAUCUUCUAUGCCUUCUUCCACUUGAGCUUCGUCUGCGCCCAGAUGCCCAUGCUCUUCUUCCUCAACGACUACCUCUACCAGCUCAACCACACGCUCUUCGGGGUCAAGCACUGCGGGACCCUGAGCCACGGCACCCUGCCCGGCUUCAACACCACGGUGCUGCAGAGCCUGCCCCGCAGCGUCAACCUCAUCGUGGUGGACAGCGUGCUGAUGGCGGCCGCCUUCCUCGCCAUGCUGGUGGUCCUGGUGCUCUGCGGUGCAGCCUAUCGACCCACGGAGGAGAUCGACCUGCGCAGCAUCGGCUGGGGGAACAUCUUCCAGCUGCCCUUCAAGCACAUGAGGGACUAUCGCCUGCGCCACCUCUUCCCCAUCUUCAUCUACAGCGGCUUCGAGGUGCUCUUUGUCUGCACCGGCUUCUCCCUGAACUAUGGGGUGUGCGCCCUGGGGCUGGAGAAGCUGGCCUAUCUCCUCAUGGCCUACGGGCUGUCCGCCUCGGCCUGCUCCAGCCUGGCCCUGGGCAUGCUGCGCCUGCAGCGGCACAUCCCGCUGCUGGCUGGAGCCUUCAUCCACGCUGCCCUCCUGGUGACGCUGUUCUGCUGGGCACCGGAGCCCCGGCUCGUGGGCCAGGCUCCUCUGCUCUACGCCAUCGCCGCGCUCUGGGGCACGGGGAGCGCCCUCAACAAGACCAGCAUCAGCAUCCUCCUGGGCAUGUUGUACAAGAACAAGGAGCGCCAGGACUUCAUCUUCACCAUCUACCACUGGUGGCAAGCCCUGGCCAUCUUCACCGUCUACCUCUGGUCAGAACUACCCAUGAAGGCCAAGCUCUCCAUCCUGCUGGCGACGCUGGUGGCGGCGGUGGGGGCCUACGUGCGGAUGGAGCAGCGGCUGGGGCAGCACGUGGAGUACCGCCUGCCCCGCAUCCCGCGCCCGCGCCACCGCAUGCGCGGCUACCGCUACCUGGAGGAGGACGCCUCGGACCAGACGGGCUCCGAGGGCGAUGGGGACGGCGAGGAGGAGCAGGAGGAGCGCCCAGCACCGGCCUCCAGCCGCGAGGAGCUGCCCACAGGGGAUGAGGAGCAGCGGGGUUAGAGCCGCCCGGCCCGUUCCAGCCCUGGGGGGCGGCCCCCACCUUGUUCUCUACAGCAAAAAGUAGGGGGCUGAACCCACCCUGGAGCUGCCCAAAGACUCCUGAGCAGGCUCAAGCUUCCAGAGGGCCCCUCUGCAGCAACCCCAGGCCAGGCCUAAAGACCCCGUUGCGAAGCAAUGCAGCCCCCAAAAAGACCCCAAAGCCCUCAGGCCAGGCCUGCAGCCCUAUAGCCAGCCCCAUAGCCCCCCCCCCCAGGCAGGCCUGCAGAGCCCCUAACCAAGCCUAAAGUCCCUCAGGCCAGGCCUGUAUCCCCAUAGCCCCCCCCC
This is a messenger RNA of Pezoporus occidentalis (night parrot), 2086 nucleotides long. RefSeq names its product unc-93 homolog B1, TLR signaling regulator (gene UNC93B1). Gene Ontology annotation, cellular component: lysosome; endosome. The record is from RefSeq and is a predicted model, not a curated record. The transcript has 11 exons. Lineage: Eukaryota; Metazoa; Chordata; Aves; Psittaciformes; Psittacidae. Gene Ontology annotation, molecular function: Toll-like receptor binding. Gene Ontology annotation, biological process: toll-like receptor signaling pathway; toll-like receptor 7 signaling pathway; toll-like receptor 9 signaling pathway. Bases 38 to 1762 code for a protein of 574 amino acids.